This is a messenger RNA of Acanthoscelides obtectus, 886 nucleotides long. Lineage: Eukaryota; Metazoa; Arthropoda; Insecta; Coleoptera; Chrysomelidae. The record is from the annotation of a GenBank genome assembly.
GCUUCCUCUGUAUAUGUAUAAUAUAUAUAUAUAUAUAUAUAUCGAUGGUGUCAAGGCAAUACCUCGUAUCUCCAUUUUUUGAUAAAUUUGAAUUACCCGCUAUAGACAAAGAGCUAGAGAGCAUGAUAGUGCUGAACAAUCAAGCGGUUCCUUUUUGGCUUGCAUUUACCCAUAAUUCCCGCUCAAAUUCGUGCAAUACCUCGUAUCUCUAAAAAUAUGGCGUCUUAUGUAGAGUGUUUAUGUGAGUGUUGAUGCUUUAACGCAGAAAAAUAAGAUAUUUCUCCAACUCAAGAGCAGCAAACUAUGGAUUUUGAAAAUAUAAUAGACCAAGCAGAGAUGGUUUUCGAUAAUACAGACAAUAAUGUGGAUAGCAGACAAAAUUUAGAGGAACCACGUAGUUCUAAAUUCAGAUUUUCUCGAACUACAGAAUAGCACUAUAUCACACGCUUUCGAACUAGCAGUAGCCGAAAAUCUGAACGAUGGUUCUCCUACUACAAGUAUGCCUGAAAAUUUAGACACCAACCAACAUGAAAUAGUGCCAUUUUCUGUACAGAAUGUAAUCCAUGACAUCAGCCUAGAUGCUGUAAAUAAUCACUCAGUAAUAAGUUCCUCAAGUGUGUUUGCCGAUCAAAAUGGUGUUUUAGAAGAGACAAGGGUACAGUGGGAUAUCAUUUCCGCUAAAGAUACACCUAUUCAUAUAAAUCAAAUUUCAAUGUGUCAUUCCAACAGAAGCUCUUCGACAGUGGAAGACUUAGGAACAAAUCCACCAAUUAUCAUCAACGAAGAACCGAACAAUAAUUUCAGUUCACAGUCUGGGUCCAAACGUAAAAGAAAUAAGGAACUUAGAAUGAAGAGUAUGGUUUAUACAGGAUUUAGGCGACCAUGA